Molecule: messenger RNA, 438 nt
Organism: Lachancea mirantina
Lineage: Eukaryota; Fungi; Ascomycota; Saccharomycetes; Saccharomycetales; Saccharomycetaceae
Source: the annotation of a GenBank genome assembly
AUGUUUUCAAGACAGCUUGCCAUGCGGAUCUUUCCACAAGUAAAAACGGCAUCUUUUGGCAGUCAUUUCAGCAGUAUUAACAGGUUUAUGAGCACGGAAACCAAAAAUGCCAUUACUUCUGCGAUCGGAUCCGCUCCAGUAGUGUUGUUUAUGAAGGGAACACCAGAAUUCCCUCAGUGUGGAUUUUCUAAGGCUACUAUCAACAUGCUCGGACAGCAGGGGGUCGAUCCCCAAAAGUUCGCUGCUUAUAACGUCUUAGAAGAUCCAGAAUUACGUGAGGGUAUCAAAGAAUUUAGCGAAUGGCCGACGAUCCCACAGUUGUUCAUCAAGAAGGAUUUCGUUGGCGGGUGCGAUAUCGUUAUGAGUAUGGCUCAAACCGGAGAGUUGACCAAACUAUUGGAAGAUGCUGACGCAUUGGUUCCAGAAGACGAGGCCUAA